Pieris macdunnoughi is the source of this 3987-nucleotide messenger RNA. The record is from the annotation of a GenBank genome assembly. NCBI's taxonomy places the organism in Eukaryota, Metazoa, Arthropoda, Insecta, Lepidoptera, Pieridae.
AUGUGUAAUGUAGAACAAAUAGCAGAUUGUGGUGACAUAUUAAGUGUGGGAAGAGCAUUGUUUAUUCCUGAAAAAGAAGAUUCAGCUUGGUUAUCACAGUGCAUAGUAUCCCUGUCUUCUUGUGGUAACUUUUUAGCUGUUGGAUAUAAAAAUCGUAUUUGUUUUUUAACUACACAAUGGAUAAGCUCUAUAGAGAGUAACAGUUACCUUAUAUCAUGGAGUGGUACCCUCUCAUCAGAAAUCACUUCAAUUUUAGCAGUGACUCUUUGUUCAACACAACAGUCCUCUCAGAAUGGUCCUGAUUGGUUCUGUGUUAUAAUUGGAUUUAAUAAUGGAAGUGUUGGAUUCUAUACAAAUACUGGCCAUCUCCUCUUACUGGAAAAGUUAGAUGAAAAAGCUGUGUUGAAACUUUCUUGUCAUACUGGUACCUAUGGUACUUUGCCAGAUGACAUUCAUGUUUUAUUUCAAAAUUGUGUUUAUGUUAUCACUGGUUCAAGUUUAUUUCCAACACUCAGAAGUGCAAAGGCUCAGCUGGCUAAAGUUCACGCAGGUAUCCAAGACAAUUACAUGGUAGACAGUAAAAAUAUAAAUGUAAGAAAAUUGAUGUUUUCUGAACAAGAAGUCAUUUCGGAUGCUGCAGUAGUGGGACUGGAGCUUAAAAAUACUUAUGACCAUUUAUUAGCUGCUUCAACAUAUGGAGGAUAUGAUAUUUGGUAUCGUUCUGUACCUCCUGUUAAUACUUUAGUUUCUGCUGCUGGGCAGAGCCCAUACCUAGGUUUUCAUUAUGCUAUUGAAGGAGGUAUCACACCACCCUUACAAGAUGUUGCCAGAGCUGUGGCUCAUAAAAUUAAAUCAGCACUUCCUGGUUGGCUUGGCGGUUCCACUGAAACUGCAGUUCCCAACAAUGAGCCUCUCAUCCGAGCUGAAUCACUGGCAAUGCGGAAUGGAUUAUAUGACCCUCAAAGAUAUGGCACCUCCAUAGUGGUGUCACCUGACAAAAGGCUAGCAGCAAUCACAGACAAUAUUGGAAGAGUUUCAAUACUAGAUAUUAAUAAGGGAUAUUUGAUAAGGUUAUUCAAAGGUUAUAGAGACGCGCAAUGCGCUUUUAUUCAGCUGUUUGAUUCAGACACUAAAAAGCCUCAACUCUCAAUGGUGAAGGAUAUAAAAAGAACAAUGUUUUUGAUAAUUUACAAUCCAAAAAAGGGUCUCAUAGACAUUAGAUUGAUGCAAAGAGGAAGCAGAGUAGCAGUAUUCACUGCAACCAAAAACGGAAAACUUUUGUACAAUACAUGCGGAUUGGUAGGAGCCGAUAAAACGUUUGCCCAUAAGAAGCUUAAUCUCCCCGAAUUUCAAUGUGUUCUAAUUGAUCCCGAUGGUAAGCUUAAGAAAUUUAACAUUCCAUUUUAUUAUUCUCUGGAAGGGGAACAUUUGGAAAGGUCCAAGGAUUUACACACCUUUCGUGCGCUACGAGAUGUGAUAAAGAAAGGUAAUAAUCUAGAUGAAGACACAAUAAAUGAAUUACUAAAAAAUGCAUCGAGCCUUAAGACGUUUGAAUGUAAAAAACUCUGGAUUGAUAUUUUAAUAAAAAAUUAUGAAACAUGUAAGGAGUUGUUGCCGCACUGUUUGAAUUUUUUUUGGGAUAGUUUUGGUGAUAAACAAAGUGCUAUAGACGAGAAAAUUAAUAAAUAUUUUAGUAACAUAAUACUAGUUACUUUAUUUUACAACCAUAUCCAUGACUAUAAUACUGAUGAUAUACAAAAUGUUGCGUUUAAAAUAUAUCAAUCAUGCAAUAUUGAUAUAACUAGUUAUAAUCAUGAAGCUGAUUUUUCCAUCAGAAAAGAAAUGCAAGGAUUUCAUCUUUUAGAAGACGACAAUUGUGUUCUAGAACGCUUGCUUAUUCUGGCACAGGAAAAAGAGUAUAAAGAUUAUCAACACGCUAAAGUUACUUUUGCUGAGACGCAAUUUAAUUAUUAUAAAGAAUUUAUUACAAACUUUUAUUUUGAUGAAAAAACUAACACUAUAUCUUUAAAGUACGAUAUAAGUGAGGAGAAACUUAGUCUUCUGGCGUCGAAUUUUACAAAAUCGAUAUUUAAACUGAAAAAUCUUGACAAUUUAACCAAAUUUAUCAAAUAUAGUGCUAUUGAUCCAAAGGAUGUUGUCAAACUUGUAAUAACACAUUUGAUGUAUAUGCCUUUGAAAGACUUUAAUAUAGAAUUAAUUGAGAAAUUAAUUCAAAUUAUAUGCUAUACCUGUUGUGCUUCCGAAGAGGCUACAAAUAUAGUUUACAAUGAGAUAUCGGAGUGGUGGGAAAGCAUUCGAACCAUGUUGAUAAAUAUGACGUGCCCUUUGCGCAGUAUGAUUAUAGCAAUGGCUUGUAAAGCGGUGGUCAAAAUAUUCGAAGCAGAGAAUGAUAAGGAUGAUGCCUGGGAGUCUGUCACUGCUGAAAACGCUAAGUGGGGUAUCCUCAUUGGUAAAUUAGAAGAUAUAUCUAUUCUUAGUAUUAUUUUAAUAUUUAAAGAUUCGUACAUAGGAAAUGCAAUGACGAAACUGCAGCUUGGUGAUAUCAAUGUCAACUUCAAAUAUAUCUAUACUCGAGGAAAGGGAUCAGUUACCGAACUCAUUGCAAAAUGGCUCUGUAGUAUGGGAGUACCGCCAGAGGCAGUAGUCGUUAAUGCAUUAAUGGAAACAUAUGGUGCUACAAGUUUCGAAGAUGUGGAUAAAGACCAAGCGUCUUACAUUUUUAUGGUAAAUAACAGACAGUGUGUAGAUGAUAAUCCUAAAAUAUUUAAAUGGCUUUCGCUUUUACGACGACAAUUUCCGUUAAGUACGAAGUCUGAUUAUAUUAUUGCAAACAUGUGUUGGGAAUAUGCUGUUGAGUGGCAAAAAGACAUGAAAAAAUACGAUGAAUUGGCCGCUGUAAUACAUUGUUUAAGUCACAUAACUAAUUCUCAUCUUCGUCUAGGCCUUUUCUCAAUCACAUGGUGCACCUACAUAAAACAAGUUUUCGACUUGAGUUGCCGUUUAGUGAACAAAGUGGGAAAGUUACCCAAGGACCAACUGUGUUUGCAGGACUUGAACUUCGACAGCGAAAGCUUAAAAAGAAUUUUGGAAAUUAUCACAAAAUUUUUGAACGACUUUUAUCAGUGUUCUGUAGCGUUACCCGAUCGCGAAAAGGAUACAAUUCAGUUUGAGAGAAUAUGGGAUGAGAGUCUGCCCUGUCUGGUUGAGGUGGCACAGGAUACAACGAACAUAAACUCUAAUAUAUUGGAAUUAAUUUAUCAGAUGUCUUGUACGAUUUACUAUCAGUGUUAUUUUAAUGUGAAAUUUUCAAAGCCUUUAGAUACCUUAUUUGAUAUCGAUUAUCAGAUUGUAGUCGAGGCUCUUGCUGGACAUACGCAAAGGGAAUUAAAUUUAAAACCAUCGGAGAAGUUGUUGAACCCAAGAAUGAAAUACUUGACAAAACUUAUUCGUGUAGCAAUUGAGACGAUUAGCUGCGUGGAUAAUAGCGAACAAAGCAAAGUUUAUAAUGAUGGUGAUUGUUUGAAGUGGAUAGAAAAUAUUACAAAUCUCGCCGAUUUAUGGGAUAUAAAUAGUGACUUUGUGCAGCGUCAAUACGUUAUUGGUUUGUACCAUAUGGGCUAUGAUAGCUUAGCUGAAAAUAUGCUAGUUUUACUCAAUGAACCGAGGUCGCUGUUACCUCCGCUUCUUGCUAUCACCAUACAAAGACUAAAAAAAAGCUUAGAGAAUUCGAAAAAUCAGCCAGAAUGGAUAGUCUCAAUUCCACCACAAGUUUAUAAAAGGAUUCAAAACACGCUACCCGAUUCUUCGAUUCCGCCGUGUCCAUCUUUGUCAUCAACUGUUUUGCUUCUUCAAAAGUUAUUGAUACAAAUUGAUAAAAAGGCUUCAGAAACACUUGAUCAGAGUGAUUUUAAAACGGCGAAGCUCUUAAUUGAAAGUUGUGAAGUAUUGUUACGAAGAAAUCUUUAA